Messenger RNA from Aricia agestis (brown argus), 592 nucleotides. RefSeq lists its product as uncharacterized. Bases 31 to 510 code for a protein of 159 amino acids. The transcript has 2 exons. The record is from RefSeq and is a predicted model, not a curated record. Lineage: Eukaryota; Metazoa; Arthropoda; Insecta; Lepidoptera; Lycaenidae.
UGAUAAACUAACACAGAAUGUAUAUAAAGUAUGUGUUGGGUCUUUGGGCCACAUUUCACAAACAAAAUGAAGGCCAUUCUCUUAUCCAGUCUCUUCACGGUUUUACUGAACAGAACAUGGGCACAGUAUAUACCGAACAACAUAAAUAACAACAUCGGUCCGUACCCUGGCACGCCGUUUGGCAACACUCUGGGCCCUGGCAACCCACUCGGCGCUGCCAACCCUCUCGGCCUUGCCAACCCUCUCGGCCCUACCAACCCAGUGCUAAACAACAUACAAGUGACCCCCACGCUGCAGGAGAUCGUGCCAGCGCUUCAGUUCGGCGACAUCAACAUGGCAGGGGAGAUGCCAAUCGGUGGCACGAUCAAAGUGCGGGGCUGCUUCCCCGUGUAUGGCAUCGUCGGAGUCGACGGCAUCGUGCCAUCGCUUGGCAGCGCCAUAGUCACCGAAGUGAUUGGCAACCAGGUGUUAGAUGUUGUAAAUAAGUGUGCCAAUCAGUUAGUAAGCUAACAUUUAUCGAGUUUAUUGUGUAAAUUAGAUGUAAUGUUAUCGUAAGUUAGUGUAAGAUGUUAAUAAAAUGUUACGAAAUCAA